This is a messenger RNA of Magallana angulata, 962 nucleotides long. Its product is annotated as toll-like receptor 6. Lineage: Eukaryota; Metazoa; Mollusca; Bivalvia; Ostreida; Ostreidae. The transcript has a single exon. Gene Ontology annotation, molecular function: transmembrane signaling receptor activity. The coding region runs from base 1 to 792 and encodes 263 amino acids. The record is from RefSeq and is a predicted model, not a curated record. Gene Ontology annotation, cellular component: membrane. Gene Ontology annotation, biological process: toll-like receptor signaling pathway; immune response.
AUGAUUAUUAUUCAGGAGGACUGGAUAACUGUGAAUGUGAUUACAAGUAGAACACACUUUUCUUAUUAUUUUCCUCAAAGUUCGAUAUAUUUGCACGUAAAUUCUAGUGAGGAUUUAAAACUGACUGUCGGAAAUCAAGCGUCUCUCGACUCUUCUGUUGGCGUUUGGAACAUCAUUUUUGUGUUUUUUGGAUGUUUAUUAAUAAUUAUUUUCAUUUUGUUUGUCGUGUUUCGGAAGAGGAUAGAAUAUCGGGUGUACAGAGUUAAACAAACAAUAAGGCGAGGCAGACGACUUCCGGGUGAUUGCGAGACAGGGCGGCCAUUCUUUCAAGAGAACAAGAAGUAUGACGUGUAUCUAUCUUAUUCUGAGGAGGACUACCCAUGGGUUAGAGAGCAUCUUCUGUCCCACAUAGACAAAUGGGAAACCGAGGAGAACAGCGUUACUGCUUUUGGUACAUACAAAAUAUAUUGUAGUGAUCGAGAUUCCCAUCAUGGCAAGUCGGAACUAGAGAAUAUGUGCGAAAAUAUUGAGCUGAGUCGAGUUGCCGUUGUUGUUUUGUCCAGCAGUUACACGCAGAAACAUCUACACACAGUGGAACUAGAGCACCUUCUGUACAGCAAGGAUGUGUCAGUUAUCAAGGAUAUUGUCAUCAUUAUGAUUGAAGAUCUUAAGUUCAAACAAAUUCCAGCAAUCCUCCAUCACCAGAUUAAACAAGACAAAUUCCUCCGAUGGGAGGCCGAUGAAACGAAAGAGAAGAAAUUCUACAGAGAUUUGAUGAGAUUUCUUAAGUGAUACUUUUUGUUUUCGUUGUUUCUUGUACUAAUAGUCAGAGAUCUCUAAAGACCUCUGAAUAUUUUCGCCGAUAUUUGACUUAAAAUUAAGGAUGUAUUUUUGCAUUUUUAAUAAUAAAAAAACUGAAAUAAAUAUUUUAUGAAAAUAAUUCUUUAAGACAUUGGGUUUUA